AUGUUGUUACAGAAUAUCACAGGAAUGGACCCCUUUAAUAAAGCACAAACAGAGCAACUUAUUCUCAAAUUGGCAGAAAUUAGGGAAAAUGUUCUAAAAAAAUGUGAUACGCCCACUUCAACAGAAGAAACAUUUUUAAAUGAAAGUAUAACGAAUGUACAUACAUACUUAAAUAUACUUUCCGAGAGGGAUGUAAUUGAAUAUGACAAAGACACUUUGGGAAUUAUUCAGCGAUUGAAGCAAAAUCUCAAAUUUUUAUCGGAAAACAGACACGCUAAAUCAGACUUUGAUUUCAAGAUGAUGGUGAACAAAUUAACAGAAACCCUGAAUACUAUUCUAAAGAAAAGAAUAAAAUCUGAUGAAAGAACUUCAGAUACAGACGCGGAAGAAAGAAUUCCAGAGCUUGACGAAGACAAUAAUUCAGAUAUUUUCAAGUCAACAGAUUUAGCAAAACCAGUUAUGCAACAAAGAGUCAACGGCAGAACACCAGACAUUAUUGAGUCAACAUUGAUCCCCCAGCCAAAAACUGAAGAUAAACGUGCAGAGAUUACAGGAACUUUCUACGAUAUUGGAUGCGGAAUACAAAUUUAUUCAACAACGGAUGUCUCCAGCAUAUUUCAAGCAAAACGAUGGAGAUCUGACGAUUUUCAACGUUUUUACAAACCAGAUGCUGCGUUAACCAACUACAAAUUUGAGACAGAUUUUUUCCAUAUUGAGCCAAAAGAUCCAAAAGCUAGUCGGAGUUUUCCGAAGGAUAGUUCUGGAAUGAUUACUGUGAGAGUUAAGCUUCCAAACGAGAUAAAUUAUCAGUUUCUGCAUUUGAAGGCCUACAUUAAAUUUGGACCAAAGUGGAGUUUAGUUGAGGCUUCGUUAAAGGUAUAUAAUAUUUCUCUAUGUAAUAGCGUGUAG
Mytilus trossulus (common blue mussel) is the source of this 909-nucleotide messenger RNA. RefSeq lists its product as uncharacterized. The transcript has 9 exons. The record is from RefSeq and is a predicted model, not a curated record. NCBI's taxonomy places the organism in Eukaryota, Metazoa, Mollusca, Bivalvia, Mytilida, Mytilidae. The coding region runs from base 1 to 909 and encodes 302 amino acids.